CAUAUAGAUAAUAGAUACUGGCUGCGUUUGCCAUAGCAGGCUCCUUGACAAGGCUACAGAAAAUGGUAUUACAAAAUUUUCCAGCUUUGGAUACCACAGUUUUUACAAAAGAUUAAUGUUGUUCCAGGUACAAUACACUACUGUUUCCUGACCACCUAUCUGCCAGGCCUGUGGUAACUGAAAAUAUUUUCCCUUCAGCAUUUCUACAGAAUCAACAUACUCUCUCACCUUUAGGUAAGUGGAACUGUCAGCUGGAAUGUGGAAUCAGAAAAAUCUUGAUCCUUUUCCAGCGAAUUCAUGUUUGUACGGCAAUCUGUGAAUGACAUCAGAGCACUGACAUUAUAAACAGCCCCAGGCUCUCAUUCAGAGUUUGCAAACUGUAACUACACUUGCUCUCUGAAAUCUCGUAUGCUGGGACACUGCUAUCUCAUAAAUCACUACAAAAAAAGGAAAAUGAAGCCUGAAAACCAAGUGAUUCCUUAUCUCUGCUUUUUGUGUAUCCUGCCUGAGAUUAUUGCUCAGCUGUGUCCGAGGCCUUGCUACUGCCCAUGGUCACCUCUGCGCUGCCCAGCCCAUGUGCCUCGAGUGAUUGAUGGAUGUGGUUGCUGCAUGAUUUGUGCCAAACGGCUAGGGGAGCUAUGCAACCACAUGUACGUGUGUGACCAGACUGAAGGCCUCACAUGUGACUUCAGCACUCCCUAUCCAUGGAGGCCAGGAUGGGGAGUUUGCAACUUUGCAGAUGAUGAAGGUUGUGAAGUAGAUGGAAAGGUUUACAAGGAAGGUGAUGUUUUCCAACCAAGCUGUAAGUUUCAGUGUCGGUGCUCAGAUGGUGGAAUUACAUGCAUCCCACUAUGCACCGAGGAUGUCCGGCUGCCUAGUCCUGACUGCCCAUACCCACGGCGAGUGGAGAUCCCUGGAAAAUGCUGCAAGGAAUGGAUAUGUGAAAAACGAGAAAAUAGAAUCUUACAUCAUGCCAUGACAGCGUCCACAGUCACAGAUGUUAAACCUGGAGGAGAUUCCAUACAUGAGCACCCAAACUGUGUCGAGCAGGUUGAGGAAUGGAGUGUAUGUUCCGUGAGCUGCGGAAUGGGAAUAUCAACUCGCCUCUCUAAUCAGAAUCAAGAGUGCAGGCUUCAGAUUGAGAGACGGCUUUGCUUCAUGAGACCAUGCCAUGGUUAUUGGAGGGGCAUAGCUUUUUAAAGACCCUUCACUUUUUGAAAUGAAGAAGUUGUGAACAUAAUAAGACAUCAGAGCACUAAAUCCUAUUCAAAUGACAUUCCGAGGCUGUAUCAGUAUUACAAUUCACUGUCUGAAAUACUGGAGGACAUUCGUUGUCGGACUUGUACGCUCUUUAAAAUCAGAAUAUGAAUACUUGACUUUGAAUGCAAGGAAAAUGGUUAUAAAACAACAAAUUUUGCUCACUAACUAAUGUACUUGCAUAACUCCAUCAGUUUAUAACCACGUUUGUUUCACUUGUGCAAACCACAAAUGGUAGACAUUUGUAAAAAUGUAUAAUUUGUAGUUAUGUAUCUUAUUUUAUGUUGACAGAAGAAAGAUAAGGUAUUUAUGUGUGCAAAACAGCUUUGCAUUAGCUGUGCAUUAAUCCCUAUGUAUGACCAUUUUUUUAAAACAAUCUUCAGUAUGUUACCAAGACAGACAUUAAUUACAGAACAUUGUAGAACUUAGAUGCCAUUUACUGAUGUCCUUCAAAUGUGAAUGCAUCAUCCAUAUCACUGCACUAUCAAGUACCUGGAAUUAUUUUAAUGGAACGUUUUGUGAAAAAAUAUGCUUAAUUUUCAUUGCUGUAUUAUUAUUAUUUUAUAAUUGUAGUAAGCCCUUAUAGGGUAUAUAUUGUGCAGAAUCAAUAAACUGUUAUCUGAAUUACA
Molecule: messenger RNA, 1886 nt
Organism: Protopterus annectens (West African lungfish)
Lineage: Eukaryota; Metazoa; Chordata; Ceratodontiformes; Protopteridae
Gene: CCN5
Product: cellular communication network factor 5
Exons: 5
Coding region: 409-1200 (263 amino acids)
Biological process (GO): signal transduction; cell adhesion
Cellular component (GO): extracellular region; extracellular matrix
Molecular function (GO): integrin binding; heparin binding
Source: RefSeq, a predicted model, not a curated record